Messenger RNA from Monoraphidium neglectum, 552 nucleotides. Its product is annotated as NADH dehydrogenase (ubiquinone) 1 alpha subcomplex 9. The transcript has 6 exons. NCBI's taxonomy places the organism in Eukaryota, Viridiplantae, Chlorophyta, Chlorophyceae, Sphaeropleales, Selenastraceae. The record is from RefSeq and is a predicted model, not a curated record. Gene Ontology annotation, molecular function: protein-containing complex binding. Gene Ontology annotation, cellular component: mitochondrion. Bases 1 to 552 code for a protein of 183 amino acids.
AUGCUGGGGCUCGCCACCAGCCUGCCAGCCGUCCAGGCGCUCCUGGGUCAUGCUGGCGUCACAGCGGCGGUCGCGGCCGUCGCGGCGCGCGGAGGCGUCUGCAGCACUAGCAGCGACGCGGGCAGCAGCGGCGGCGCGGCGGCCAUGUCGACCUUUGCUUUGAAAAACACUCCGCUGCGAGCGGGCCCUGGCGGGCGCUCAAGCGUGUCUGGGGCCACGGCAACCGUGUUUGGCGCAACAGGCUUUGUCGGCAAGUACGUGGUCAACGAGCUGGCGCGCAACGGGACGCAGGUGGUGUGCCCCCACCGCAACCUGGAGGAGGUGGCCAUGCCGCUGAGGCAGAUGGGGGACCUGGGGCAGGUGGUGAUCAUUAAGGAGUGGAGCAUGGGGGACGACGAGAUGACGCGCUACGCCCUCAGCCGCUCCCAGAUCGUGAUCAACCUGAUCGGCGCCAACUACGAGACGCGCAACUUCAGCUACGACGACGUCCACGCCACCUGGCCGCGCCACCUCGCGCAGCUGGCCAAGGAGAGCCCCCUGCUGGAGAGGUGA